Molecule: messenger RNA, 1512 nt
Organism: Colletotrichum spaethianum
Lineage: Eukaryota; Fungi; Ascomycota; Sordariomycetes; Glomerellales; Glomerellaceae
Product: nuclear envelope morphology protein 1
Exons: 3
Coding region: 1-1512 (503 amino acids)
Molecular function (GO): protein serine/threonine phosphatase activity
Source: RefSeq, a predicted model, not a curated record
AUGAAUUCCCUGAACAUCAUCACCUCUCGCGUCUCUCCGCCACCGAGCCCGGUUGCUUCGCGAUCCAACUCCAUCAGCUCCCUGGGCUUGGCUGUACAAUCUGACGAUCAGCGCGGUGACGAAGGCGCCGAGAAACACGACGACGACCAAGACGACGAGACGUUUCCACUCGAGAAAUCCGCUUUUCAGCAGCGCAAUGACGGCCACGGCAUGGAUCUCGCCAGCGAAGCGACACCGCUGAUAGGGGAAUCGAAAGAUUCGGGCCCGAGGUCAACUACAUGGCAUUCCCUGCCUCGGCGCAUUGCUGCGAGCUUCAUCAAUUCGCUUCGCUGGGUCUUGUCUACUUUGGCCGCCCCUGGUGUAUAUCUGAUCGCAUGCAUGUACGACGAAACGGACAACUUCUCGCCCUUCUUUCCCCUCAAAAGACUGUUUGGAUUCCACGGCGGAAACAAGAAACUUGCGACAGACUACCCUGAGUCCAUGGGCGAGAAGUCAGGCCGUCAUGGGAGCGCUGGAUACGGAGGCGUCACUUACUCGAGGCCAAUAGGGUCCUCGGGUUCUUCUUCUUCAGGCAUAUCCUCGGAAUCGGAAUCGGACGCAGAUCGUCAACGUCAAGGUUCUUCUAGUCGACACUCCCGGUCAAAGUCUGCAUCUGAAGAGAUUGCGCCUGCUCGGAGAUCCAUACGCAUAAAGCUACACAGCGACGAUGCUCUGCCUCAGCGUAAGCACAGGAAAACGCAGUCUGCAGCCGUCCGCUCCAAGGGUAACAGCGAAUCUGGUUCCUCCGACAUAUCCGCACAGCUCAAGUCGCCAACGUCGCCCGCAGGCGCGCUGACCAGGUAUCCCAAGACGCCGGCCCCGCCUCGCCCCUUGAUCCCUCGCCGACAGCCCUCAUACCUCAACCUUGAGCCUUCGACCGAUCCCAAAUACCAGAAGACUCUCAUUUUGGACCUCGACGAAACUCUGAUCCACAGCAUGUCCAAGGGGGGACGCAUGAGCACUGGGCACAUGGUCGAAGUCAGACUGAACCAGACUUACGUAGGCGCUGGAGGACAGACGUCAAUUGGACCGCAGCAUCCGAUUCUCUACUGGGUCAACAAGCGUCCACACUGCGACGACUUCUUGCGUCGGGUUUGCAAGUGGUACAACCUAGUAGUAUUUACAGCCUCAGUUCAAGAAUACGCGGAUCCAGUCAUCGAUUGGUUGGAAGCAGAGAGGAAGUUUUUCUCGGCGCGAUACUACAGACAACACUGUACAUUCCGGCAAGGAGCCUUCAUCAAAGACCUCAGUUCGGUUGAACCGGACCUGAGCAAGGUCAUGAUCUUGGACAAUAGUCCGUUGAGUUAUAUGUUUCAUCAAGACAAUGCGAUUCCUAUCCAAGGUUGGAUCAACGACCCGACGGACAACGACCUCCUGCACCUGGUGCCACUGCUCGAAGGUUUGCAGUACGUUUCAGACGUGAGGGCGCUGCUUGCGCUGCGUGGAGGUGAGGACGGUCAGCAUAUGGCGUAG